Molecule: messenger RNA, 1559 nt
Organism: Verruconis gallopava
Lineage: Eukaryota; Fungi; Ascomycota; Dothideomycetes; Venturiales; Sympoventuriaceae
Exons: 2
Coding region: 710-1390 (226 amino acids)
Source: RefSeq, a predicted model, not a curated record
CCUCCAUUGCGUAAAAUGAGUUUAACCAAGCACGAAACCUCUUUCCUUUGCAAAUUAUUCCCACGGAAAGAAGACGACGUCUAAGAAUCAAUGAUCGCUUCAUAAAACUUCUGACUUCCCCACAGUAUUUUGAACCAUGGCCUUUAUCUAUGCGUGUGGUUUCAAUGCACACUGCCAAAUUGCGGGAUUCUCAAGACAGCUUGCGCUAUCCGAAGAUGUGAGAUCUCUGAUCGAGAUCGCUGGGAGAAAGACUUCGAAAGACGCGAGAGUGCUCUAUGCAGGAUGGAGUUCAACCGUUCGUACGUCUUGAUGUAACGAACAAAUUACCUUAUUUUUCCAUUUGCGUGGACGACAACUGAAGUUAUUUGCAGUAUGAAGCUGACAAGAACUCAAACCAGUGCUAAUAGACGAUACAAUCCAUGUGUAUGGCCAAGUCGGAGGCUGGUCCUCUAGUGGUGCGACAUUCAAUUCGAAAUUACCCUGUGGGCAGUUAAAAAGCAGCGCUGAGAUUCGUUCUGUUUUCGGUAAUCUAAACGGACCGCUUGGUUUGAUCACAUGGAGCGGUCUGAUCUACAGAUUCAACGUGACAUCGAAUGGAGAAUUGGCCUUCGCUCUUCAAAGAGGCGCAAGUAGCCCAAGGAUCUCACAUAUUGCCAUCACAGGUUCUGAGCGCACUGCCGUCAUAAUAUUACAACCGAAAGAGUCUCAAAUGAUCCAUAUCCUCGAAUUCGCCAGCUUUGUCGCCUUUGAGAAAUGGUAUACUAAUCCAAGCGGCGCCUCUGAAUUCGAUGAGCGUUGGAAGCUGUUCAGGCAUCAUAAACAACGUGGGCGUGCAGAUACAUUGCUGGCAGGCACUACAUGUUUCAUAAUGCGGACAGAGGAGGGCGAGGUUUUCUCGUGGGGCGAUGGUAGGUAUUCUAGAUGUCUUGGUCGUGUACCAGACACACAGAAUAGGGCAGACGAACCUUCAAUGAUAAGUGCCCUUGGUGGGAUCUACGUAAACAAGAUCAACGGCCGAGGAUGGAUGUUUGGUGCCUUGAGCAAAGAAAAGGCCUUGUAUAUCUGGGGUUGUGACAGGCCUGGAACACAAUUUGGACUGCACGAACUGCUGGACGCGAAUGACGGGGACGUGAGACUGCUAGACGACGAUCGAUUUGACGAUAUAACAGAUUUUGCGAUUGGCAACGGUCAUAUAGUGAUAGCGACGGACCAAGGCCAAAUUUAUGCGAUCGGAGUUAACAGCAAUGGUCAAUUAGGUUUGGGUGAAAAGUGUGCUGCCUUUGUAUCGACAUGGAGCAAAGUCGCCCAACUGGAACCAAGCCAGCAAUUUACUCUGGCCGCUGGUGAUGCGUCCACCUUUGUACUCUCUGACAGGCGUCUCCAACAUUGAUGUCCUCUGGGAAUCUUGGAACUGCAGUGACAAGAGUACAGGAUUGGAGAAUGGAGGUCAAAGAGCAUUUUGUCCCUAGGCAAUCGCGUCUAGCUCUCCUCAACAGUCUCUUCGCCGUAUUGUUCUUCCUCUUUGGCAUCUUGUGUAGCAUCAGUUCCAGCAAUCCGGU